AUGAGUAGUGCAAAGAAAGCUGCAGAAGAAGCAAUAGAGGCAAUUGGGUUUGGGUAUGAUCUGGGUUUUGAUUUAAGGCUCAAGUAUUGCAAGAAAAACUCACCAAGAUUGAUUGUGAUUAAUGAUGAUGAUAGACAAGUACAUAAUAUGGUGAUUCCUGGUGGGUUUUCUAUUCCUAAUGUUCCCAAAUCUAUCAAAUGUGAUAAAGGCGAGCGUAUGAGGUUUAGCUCUGAUGUUCUUUCUUUUCAACAGAUGUCAGAGCAGUUUAACCAGGAACUCUCUCUUUCUGGAAAAAUUCCUUCAGGCCAUUUCAAUGCUGCAUUUGAAUUUUCAGGAGUUUGGCAGAAAGAUGCUGCCAGUACUAAAGCCCUUGCUUUUGAUGGUGUAAACAUCACACUUUACAGCAUUGCACUAGAGAAGUCGCAGGUUGUGCUAUGUGACCAUGUUAAAGAAGCUGUACCAUCAUCAUGGGAACCUGCUGCAUUGGCAAGGUUUAUUGAGAAGUAUGGUACACAUGCUAUUGUCGGCAUCAAAAUGGGGGGAAAGGAUAUGAUAUAUGUGAAGCAACAGCAUUCAUCGCCUCUUCAACCUGUUGAUGUACAGAAAAAAUUAAAGGAUAGGGCUGACAAAAUGUUUGUGGAUGGUGGAAGGAGUAUCGUGAAUUCUGAUAAAUUUUAUGAUAGAGAAAAGCAUGUCAAGCAGCAGGGGCUGGCGUUCAUGGACCAAUUUCCAUCCAGCUCUUAUUCCCAGGCUGAGGACAUUAAAUUCAUAAGCAAGCGCAAAGGUGGAAUGAAGAAAAACCUACCACACAAUGAGUGGUGUCUGACUGUUCAAACUGAACCUGAUGUUAUCUCGAUGUCAUUUGUGCCAAUCACGUCAUUAUUGAGUGGAAUCAACGGGAGUGGAUUUUUGACUCACGCCAUUAAUCUCUAUAUCCGUUAUAAGCCGCCACUUGAAGAAUUACACCAGUUUUUGGAGUUUCAGCUUCCAAGGCAAUGGGCACCGGUAUUCGGUGAGCUUGCCCUUGGUCCUGAUAGGAAGCAACAAAGUAAUGCAUCUUUGCAGUUCAGCCUCAUGGGUCCUAAGCUUUAUGUUAAUACAACACCAGUCGAUGUGGGGAAGAAACCAGUUACUGGUCUUCGACUGUACUUGGAAGGGAAAAGAAGCAACUGCUUAGCAAUUCACUUGCAACAUCUUUCUUCACUGCCAAAGACCUUCCAACUUGCAGAUGAACGGAGUGGCAAUAUAUCGGAUGCCUCCUCCGAUCACAGAUAUUAUGAGAAGGUGAAAUGGAAGAGCUUUUCGCAUAUCUGCACAGCCCCUGUUGAGUCGGAUGAUGAUCUCUCAAUUGUCACCGGGGCCACGUUUGAAGUUGGAGAAUCUGGUUUGAAAAAAGUUCUGUUUUUGCGCCUCCAAUUUUCUAAAGUUAUUGGUGCCACGACUUUGAGGAGGUCUGAGUGGGAUGGUUCCCCUGCCUUGAACCAGAAAUCUGGAAUCAUAUCCACACUGAUCAGUACUCGUUUCUCAAGUGCUCAAAAACAGCCUCCACCACAACCUAUGGUGAACAUAAACUCAGCUGUGUACCCUGGAGGACCACCAGUUGCUGCUCAGACCCCUAAACUUUUGAAGUUCGUCGACACAAUAGAGAUGACAAGAGGACCACAAGACUCACCUGGAUACUGGGUUGUGUCGGGGGCAAAGCUUAAUGUCGAUAAGGGAAAAAUCUCUCUUCGAGUCAAGUAUUCUCUAUUGCCUUUGGUUUUACCUGAUGAUGAUGUAUCGAUAGAGAUGUAA
Dovyalis caffra is the source of this 1794-nucleotide messenger RNA. NCBI's taxonomy places the organism in Eukaryota, Viridiplantae, Streptophyta, Magnoliopsida, Malpighiales, Salicaceae. The record is from the annotation of a GenBank genome assembly.